AUGUCCGGUUGGAAAUUGACACAAGCGUUGAAGGACAAGAUUAGUCAUUUUGCCAGCUUCCCACAAACUGGGGUCUCUUUGCGACAAAUGGUCAUGUUUGGUCAGAAUCCUUCGGCAGGCACGCUGAUGAGGGCCAGCGAGUUUUUACAUGAGGAACUGCCGAUCAGAUUGGCCCAUCGGGUCAAAGAACUUAACGAGCUGCCCAAUCGUCUCAAUGAAAUGCCGAGCAUUUUGAAAGUUCGGGAUUGGUACGCACAGUCCUUUGAGGAACUGGUGAACUUUCCCAGGCCAGAAUUACCCCCCGAGCUAAUAGCCCACUUCGAAAAAGCGUUCACAAAAGGAGCCCCACUUCCAGCGUUGACCCCGAAUCCGAGUUUGCCACCUCACAUGCAACGUCCCUUAAUUGAUACCACAGGAAAGCAGCGUCUGGGCUUGAGUCAGAGGUAUUAUGUCGAUCUGGGAGAUGUGGUCUGGCCUCCGGAGGUACACGAUUACAACGAGAAGUUUACCCAAACGCUUUCAGUCAUCAAACGCCGACACGAUCCCGUCGUCACAACGGUAGCCCAAGGGAUUCUGGAAUACAAGGACUUCCUAGCGGGGCCCGGCCGGAGUGGGAGCGCCAAGGCCUCCCAAAACCCCAGCGUGAUCGACCGCUCUGUCCAGACCUUCCUCGACCGGUUCUACAUGUCUAGGAUCGGCAUACGUGUGCUCAUCGGCCAGCAUAUCGCAUUGAAUAAACUCGAGCCUCACCCCGAUUACGUCGGCGUGAUAUGCACAAAUACUAACGUCUACCAAAUCUGUCGCGAGGCUAUCGAUAACGCUCUGUUCAUUUGCGAGGAACAUUAUGGUUUGUUUAAAGGUCCGCCAGUCCAAUUAGUCUGUCCUAAAGACCUAGCCUUUAUGUACGUACCGAGUCAUUUGAACCACAUGGUUUUUGAAGUGCUAAAGAACUCGUUGCGAGCCGUGGUUGAGACGCACGGGGUCGAUGCUGACGAGUUCCCGCCGAUCAAAGUGAUCGUCGCGCAAGGUGCCGAAGACAUCACGAUCAAGAUUUCCGACGAGGGGGGAGGGAUCCCCAGGAGUGCGGUCGGCUUGGUAUGGACGUACAUGUACACGACCGCCCAAGCGCAACGACUUGACCGAGACUUCGAAGGCACGGAUUUCAAAGCCCCUAUGGCUGGAUUCGGUUAUGGUCUGUCGAUCGCGCGUCUCUAUGCUCAGUACUUUGGGGGAAACCUGAAGUUGAUAUCCAUGGAAGGAUACGGGACUGAUGUUUAUUUGCAUCUCUCUCGAUUGUCAACUACCACCGAACCCUUACAAUAA
This is a messenger RNA of Puccinia triticina, 1323 nucleotides long. RefSeq lists its product as uncharacterized. The transcript has 9 exons. Gene Ontology annotation, biological process: protein phosphorylation; regulation of glucose metabolic process. The coding region runs from base 1 to 1323 and encodes 440 amino acids. Lineage: Eukaryota; Fungi; Basidiomycota; Pucciniomycetes; Pucciniales; Pucciniaceae. The record is from RefSeq and is a predicted model, not a curated record. Gene Ontology annotation, cellular component: mitochondrion. Gene Ontology annotation, molecular function: pyruvate dehydrogenase (acetyl-transferring) kinase activity.